CACACUGACCAAUCAAACGCGGGCUUGUGGCGCGCGCAUGCGCAGAAUAUAAGACUAUUUGUUCCCAAACAGUAGCAGCAGCAGGGAGUAGAGAGCAGAGGGGCGAACUUUGACGUAUUCGGUUUUGAAUUUCUCCGAACAACAGACCACAGGCUGCUACACGUAGCUAAACGCUAACUGGCUCCAGGCAGUUAAGAGCAAACACGCUACCUGAGUAAACACUGCCUUCACAAUACAAAUCACAAGCUAGCUCGCAAGCCCCGUGAUAUAGCACCUGAUUUCUACUGCUGAGCACCAUCAACUGACAGAAAAAUCGAAGCUAUCUCCUUGUAAAGUAUUUGCAGAAGUGGAUUGUUUGCCUUCAGACGUUUUGCUUUCACUUCCUGUGAAGGGAUCUCAAAGAGGAGAGCACCCUUCAUCAUGGCUGCUGCUGCUGCUGAUGCUGUUCAGUCCACCAGAGGCAGUCUGAGAGAGGACCUGACAUGUGCCAUAUGCUGUGAUCUGUUCCGAGAGCCUGUCAUGUUGGCCUGCAUGCACCAUUUCUGCAAAUCUUGCAUAUCCAGGUACUGGAGAGGAACGCAGGGGCCUGUCACCUGCCCACAAUGCCGCAAGGAGUUCAGCUCCAAGCAGUUUCAAACUAACUACCUUGUGGCAGCCAUGGUGGAGAAGGUCCGUGCCACUACCUCGGAUGCUUACACCAAGAACCUAGAGAAACAACUGAAGGAGGCUUUGGAGAGCCACCGCCUGAGGAAGCAGGACUUCAUCAACAGCAUUCACAGAGACAAAGAAAAGAUGAAUAUUAUAAAGAGUGUCGCGGCAGAUCUCCAGGCGCGUGUCAAAAGUGAGUUCCAAGCUCUCCAUCAGAUCCUGCACGAUGAGGAAGCCUGUACGCUGGAGCAGCUGAGGAGGGAGCAGGAGGAGGAGCUGGUGAAAGUCCAGCACCACCUGGAGGUCACGGAGCAGGCAGCGAAGGAGCUGGAGGACAAUAUAAAAGCGCUGCAGGAGGCCAGCACUGCCACCCAGGACAUCGUACUGACUGAGCUCCCAGCACUGAGACCAUGUGCGCAGGUGGAUAUCGCCCCGGAGUUUGAUAUAAAUGCUUUCAGUAACAAAUACCUGGCUCCCUUACAAUACAUCACAUGGAGGAGGAUGUUCAAAUCUUUGAAACCAGGUCCCUCCCUGUUAACGUUUGACGUCGAUACAGCACACCCGAGCAUUCAAGUCUCGAGAGACAAAACCGUAGCAGUCGAAUCUAAUGUCAUGACCCACCACGUGAACCACAACAAGCGCUUCCUUCAGUGCGUCAACAUUCUGGCUGCCCAGGGCUUCCAGUCGGGUCGACACUACUGGGAGGUAGAAGUGGGCACCAGCCCUAAGUGGGACCUGGGAGUGGCCUUGGAGAAUGUCAACAGGCACGCUCGGAUCAAGCUGAGCCCGGAAAGCGGCUACUGGACCUUGCGGCUGCGCAACGGGAACGAGUACUCGGUGGGGAAGCAGCCGUGGGAGAGGCUGCGGGUCAGAUUUUCCCCGCAGAGGCUCGGGGUUUUCUUGGACUGCGACGAGAGGAGGGUCUCCUUCUACAACGCCGACGACAUGAGUCUGCUCUACUCGUUCGCCAACGGGCCGAGGGGCAAGGUGUUCCCCUUCUUUAGCCCGUGCAUUACAGACAGCCGCCACAAACCUCCGCCCAUAAAGCUCCUCCACUACCCUCCUGCCGCUCUGUCCGGCUGAUAUCGCUGCAAUCAAUCAAUGCUUUCUCACACAACACGGUUAUCAGCCAUUAUUUGAAUGAGCGUGACGUAAACAUUCUUUUCACAAAUUCUGACUUGAUUUUGCCAGAUGCUGUUUUCUAUCUUAAAAGCUUUAAAAUGUUCAGAAAAUUGUCUUACUUAUCAAAGUAAAAAAAAAAAUCCACUUUGUAGUAAUCAUCGUGCCAAGGCUUAUGCACCAAUUAGCUUAAAUGCAGUAUUAAAACGCUGUGCUCUAGCUUAGAUGCAUCAAAUUACAUUAAUGGCAUACUCAGUCUUCAACACAUAAUGUUUAAUAGAUGUAGAUAAAUGACUUUUGCUAUGAUAAUUGGAAUAAUUGCCAGGUUAGACUCUUUAGACUGACUUGUAAAAUCACCAAAUUCAGUCAGGGUGAGGUUAUUAUGCACUUUAUUACAAGAUUUUGUAUGUGAUUGUGUAGGAAAUAGAAAGGACUCAAUCUGUUUAUUCGUUUCUAUUCAUUAUGUAUGUGUCUAAUUUUGAAGCCAUGUAUCAUGAGUUUAAUUUUCUUAGUAAUUUCCUUUCGUCGUGUAUAAAGUGCUUACGCAAAUAAACCGAAUCACUUUUUCUUCCUCAAA
Molecule: messenger RNA, 2344 nt
Organism: Maylandia zebra (zebra mbuna)
Lineage: Eukaryota; Metazoa; Chordata; Actinopteri; Cichliformes; Cichlidae
Gene: trim105
Product: tripartite motif containing 105
Molecular function (GO): metal ion binding; protein binding
Source: RefSeq, a predicted model, not a curated record